Cololabis saira (Pacific saury) is the source of this 1032-nucleotide messenger RNA. RefSeq names its product leucine rich repeat containing 69 (gene lrrc69). The record is from RefSeq and is a predicted model, not a curated record. Gene Ontology annotation, molecular function: protein binding. NCBI's taxonomy places the organism in Eukaryota, Metazoa, Chordata, Actinopteri, Beloniformes, Belonidae. The transcript has 8 exons. The coding region runs from base 1 to 1032 and encodes 343 amino acids.
AUGGCUGAUGGAGAUUCUCAUAUCGGGACGCCGCUGUUUAAAAAUUCUUUAAAUUUAAAUUCCAAGAAAUUAAAAACUGUCCCCACGUGUGUUUCCGGAUUAACAACCCUGUCAGUCCUCCUGCUGAGCUACAACUCCAUCACCGACCUCCCUGCUGAGAUGAUCUCUCUACAACAACUGGCAGAACUGAAUUUGGGAAAUAAUGCCUUAAAGGAGCUCCCUGCUGUUCUGGGCCAUCUGGAGUCUCUGAAAAAGUUGUACCUGUUCAGGAACCAGAUUGCUGUUGUACCAAGUGAUGCCAUAGGUGGCUUACGAAAUCUUGUUGUCCUCAAUCUCAACCACAACAAGAUUCAAAGACUUCCAGCAGAGAUGAGGAGUUUGCGUAACCUUGAGCACCUCAGUGUACUGGACAAUAAGCUGGAGGAAAUUCCUGUUGAGCUCGGUCAUCUCACUAAGCUGACUGAGAUCAACCUCACUUCCAACAAGCUGUCCUGCCUUCCUCAGCAGCUGUACUGCUGCAGAGAGCUGAGAAAGCUGUACGUGGCCAGGAAUAAGCUCACAAGCCUGCCAGAGGGAAUUACAGCGCUUGCUAAACUCCAAGUCCUGGAUGUGGCUGGGAACAAGUUGUCCAUGUUUCCUGUUGAGUUCCACCUGCUGCCACUUAAGGAACUGCACUGUGAGGGCAACAAGUUUGUGCAGUGUGAGCCAGUGCCGUCGCUGCCGUACUCUGUACUUACAUUAAAGGAGCUGGUUGCCAGAUUUAUUUUGCAAGAAAACAGGGACAGGUCCUCUCUGAUCCACAUGACGCUUCCCCACUAUCCAUCCCUGAAUAGCCUCUUGGACAGCAGCAGCUAUUGUGCACUCUGUCACACCCCCGUCUUCUCCACCUGGCUUAACUGUGUACAUUUCAUAAAUCUGAAAAGGGACAUGAACAUCAGGUGUUCGUUGACUAUUCCAGUGCGAGCUCUUCUUUGCUCACAGAAGUGCUUUAAUGCUGGUGGAUAUUCCUACUGCGGGGUUGGCACGAGAUAA